Messenger RNA from Opisthorchis viverrini, 4310 nucleotides. RefSeq lists its product as hypothetical. The record is from RefSeq and is a predicted model, not a curated record. Gene Ontology annotation, biological process: actin cytoskeleton organization. Lineage: Eukaryota; Metazoa; Platyhelminthes; Trematoda; Opisthorchiida; Opisthorchiidae. The transcript is spliced from 10 exons. Bases 1 to 3918 code for a protein of 1305 amino acids. Gene Ontology annotation, cellular component: cell junction; cortical actin cytoskeleton; plasma membrane. Gene Ontology annotation, molecular function: phospholipid binding; actin filament binding.
AUGUUUUUACUUUUUCAGAUGGGUCAGACACUAGCUGAAGGCUAUCCGGAUCUAGAGAACGAAGUUCAGACCCGUUUGGACCGGAUACACACUCUAUGGGAUGAACUCGUUUCGUUAGUCCACGAUCUGUCCACACAAACCCAGCAAGUGCAACAAAAGAAGAUAUUAACAGAAGAAAUGCAAAAGACUAUGGUUUGGUUGAACGACCGGAUGAGAGAGGCUGAUCAGCGAGAUGGAGCGCAGCAACUAAUCCCUGACCCAUCGUGCAUAACAUCACUGCAGCAGUCGCUGAAUGCCCAUGCGAAGGAGAUCAAGCAAUUAACGGAACACAAGUCGUGUUUGGACAAGUUGCGCGUUGCAGUGGAUCACACGGAAACCCCGGACCGAAAACAUGCCCUCGAAGUUUCUGUGAAGCAUUUGGAAACUGGGCUGGGCCAACUCAAAACUCGCCUUGAUGAAGAACAAAAUAGGUUACAGAGGCUGAAAGAUGCGUCUCAAAUGUAUUUGGACCUUUCUCUUGAGGCAACUUGGGUUCGUGAAAAGUGCGCACAAAUUCGUCUCAUACCGGAGUCGAUGAUCACAAGCUUGCAACCAAGUAACCUUUUUACUGGACAACAUCUGCUGCAAAUUCAAAGGCUGAGACGUCAGUUGAAAAGCCAUCAACUUGAGACGGACAACCGACGACCAAGAAUGAAGAUUCUUUGUGAAACUGCCGAAAAAAACUACUGUGGAGAUAGAGGACAGGCUUCACUGGAUGGGCAGGCCAAAAAGUUCGUGGAUGUCAUCGAAGAAAUACGAGGCAACUGGUCUAUAUUGGAGUGUGAACUAAAUCGCCUUCGUAACGAGCUUGAAACGUUGGAGCUGAUCUGCAAGUUUGCGCUGGAUAUUCGUGAAAUCGAGGCCUGGAUUUUGGAACAAGAAUUGUAUGUUCAAGCAGUAGAGCCACCCAAGAAUGAACAGACUGCCAAUUCCAUGUUGCGACAACAUCUCAGUCGUGUGACAACCAUCGGACAAUGGCAGGCGCAAAUCAACGAGUUACGGAAUCGUGGUCGCGUCAUUCGUUCCCAAAUAAACCAGCUGCGUUCAGAUGCAGCAUCCAUCACGGAUAAACAAAAGUCCAUCGCAAAACACGCAGAUAUGUUUGAGCAAAUAAUCCAGUCUGGUCAGUCCCGUGUGCAGCGUACCUUCGCAGAUUUAGUGGAGUUGUCUAACGAUCGCAAAUUGUUACUCGUCUUCGGUGUCUCCAAAUACAAGCUGAUCCUAGAAAUUUCAGACUUGGAGGCCUGGAUUGCAGAGAAGUCGGUUAUUGCUGGGAGCCACGAGGUCGGAACCGACAUUGAUCAAUGUUGCGCACUUCGCGACCGGUUUUUAAAUUUCACACGAGUGACCGUUCCCGAUGGAACUGGUCGUAUUGCUCUGGCAAAUGACCAGUGUGUUCGACUAAUCACUCAAGGUCAUCCAGGUGCAGCGGACAUUGCAGCCGCCAAAGAUUCAGUGAAUGAAGCAUGGGCAGACCUACUGGAACUGAUUGGAACACGAGAGCAGCUUCUAAAAGCCGCAUGGGAUAUGCAUCAUUUUGUUGGGGACUGUCAAAAUGUGGAAGAAUGCAUCAAUUUCCGACUGAAAAAUCUUCCGGAGGCACCCAGUUCCGCUUUGAUCUCGGGGCAAAAGCAAGGCUUAUCAACGAUUCAGCGAACUCAUGCGAACCUGGAGCAAGAGAUUGCUUGCUUUAGUGACCAAAUCAGCCGUCUUUCCAACAAAGCGAGGCACCUAUUCCCGCGCUACGCCAGCACACAGGCAGAACAACUCCAAGCCCGGUACGAUCGGGUGCAAGCAGCUUGGCAGCAUCUGUGCGCAUUAGCCGCGGAGAGGAAAGGUCUCCUAGAUACUGCAGGACAAAUCCACAGGUUUCUCACAACAGCAAAAGAGUUGAUUAUGUGGCUGGAAGCAGCUCGAGAUCGGAUGGAAGCGAAAGAACGUCCAAGGGAUGUGAGUGGCGUGGAGGUCCUGAUCAAUGACCAUUCGAUUCUCCAUAACGAAUUGGAAGCGCGUUCCAAAAGUAUCGAGUCUUGUUUAGACUUGGGACGUCGUUUAUUGCAAUUGGACCCACCGAGUAUGGAUACCUCACAUCCUCUCACAGGGCCCCGGAGCGAAGUUCGCGAACGUUGUGUCCAGUUAGCUACAGGUCAUCUGCUGGUACAAGAGCUCUGGAGGGAGCGCUGGGAUCGACUACACCUGCUCUUGGAAGUACGGCAAUUCGCACGUGAUGCAGCCAGCGCUGAGGCGUGGCUGGCUGGAAAGGAACUUCAGCUUGAAGUAGCUAGACGGCAGCUAGGGGAAACGCUAUCGGAAACCUUAACCCUACUUGGUGCUCAUUAUGCGUUUGAGCAGACGCUGGUGACAGCGAACGAACGGUUCAAUGCGCUCAAAAGGUUAACAACGCUUGAGAUACGUGCUAUGGAGUGGAAACCGGAAGAGGUAUCCGUGCGGGAACAAGAGAAAAGGGAUAAAAUUCGCGACGUUGUCAAGGAAUUUCUGCCACAAUAUAUCAGAUCCCAUCCCAAGGCGUCAGAAUCUUGUAGUCCUAAGCCGCCUAGACCAUCGGUCGUACCUCCGCGUAUCCAGCCAUCACCGCAGCCCCAACCCACAACCACCAGGGUUACCGCGGAUUUGAUGACGCAGUUAUCCUCCACCCCAGCUCCCCAGCAGGUCUCCACGAUUCCGCCGGUUUCACAAGAGCAGACCAGUGUUCCAUAUACCGAAAAAGCGAAAGUUCCGUCUGAUAAGCGCCAAGUAUCGUCGGCCAAAAUGGUCCUGAAGCCGAAACCAGCCGCACCUCCAGUGUCGGUGACAAAAGAGGUCACUCAUCGCCUGGCGUCUGAAUCCAUCAUCCCAAUCGAAAGUUCCUCGCGUGAUCCUCGGAGAACGAGCGUACCUGAACCAACGACUCGCGAAGUUUCUGACAAUAACGUCCGAUUAUUACCGUACCAACGUACACCACCUGAAGGGGAAACACAACCUCCGCAAACCCGUCGUUCAAGUAAGAGUCCGUUACAAGAAGAACCCAGUCCCAAAACAAUUCCAGCGGACACUGACAUUGUUGGUUCAGGACGAUCAAGAGAGUUCACCCCCAGAUCAACGCCAAGUUCCUCAGCUGGCUCACGUGGUUCUCAACUCUCCAGAUCAAGCUCUGAAAGAACAAAUCGAAUGGGCGUCAUCCCCAGCAAAGGGCAUUCUGCAGUUCAACAAGCAUCUCCCUUAAGUCAGCAAGGAAGAGGUGACUCCGUCAGCUCGAGUAGUAGUCGCUCUAGAUUCACGGUAGGAUCCUUAAUGGGCAGUCAGGAGCCUGGUUCGGUGUCUCAUUCUUCAAUCAGUCGGGCGCAAAUCUCAGGUGAGCAGCUUAUUGGUAGCAUACCACGCUUAGAGGGACCCGUGGUGCGGAAACACGAAGUAGAUGUUGGUGGUGUGCCACGGACAAAAAGUGCGGGCCGAAGUUGGGUACCUCUGUACAUGGUGCUUGAUCGUGGUCAGCUGUUUGUCUACAAAGACUAUCGGAGCCGGAGGCAAAAACCCGACGAAACAUUGCGCAACGAACCCCCGAUCAACUUGGUAUCAGCAACUGCUCAGCCGGCUAUUGAUUAUACAAAAAGACCAUGUGUGUUUCGCCUGAGACUGUCCGAUGGACGAGAGUACUUGAUUCAAACAGCAAACGACCGUGUACUCCAACGUUGGACAGAUGCCAUCAACGAUGCAGCGGAGAAGAUGACCAUGGCCCAAACAGUACGCCACGCUUCCCAACCGACUACCAUUUUGCCUGAUCCUGAUUACCAAACAGGCAGUUUAGGUCCCGGAUCACCCAGCAUCUCUGGACGUAGGCGCUCGCUGAAAGCCUUCUUUUCUCUUCGACGCAAACCAUAGUUAUUCGCACCGCUUUCCAUACUGAGUUCCACAAAAAGUGCCCUCUGCAUUUCUAACGGUUUCGGUUUCGAUCAACUUUGAGGGUAUGAAGGAGACCUGUUCAUCUUUUAUCACUACUUAUAUCUUCAACUGCUGUUAGUUAUAUUUCGGUAUUUUGGAAUCCCGCGGAGGGGAAAUGUGAACUCUGUGAAUACAUCUUAAUAAAUAUGUACAUCGCUGAGCACCUAACAGACACCAAAAUCACCACACCCUGGUUAGAGGACUUUUGACAUAUCGUUCGCACAUGUACUUGCCGCUAGUUCCUAUUCAUUUAUUAAUUUCUUCCCGUACACCUUGAUCAACUUUCUUGUAAUUUCUAGUUUUAAAUUAUUUCUGUUUCGUGCGCAUUUUCG